AGCAGAAAAAAAGAGAAAGGGCCACUGGCUGACUGUCCGCUCUGGAGACCGUGUGGUAGGCUAGCCCUCCAACCUCGGCAUUCUCUCUCCUCGCCAAACUUUUGUUGUUAAUCUUGAGGGAUUUGGGGUGAAAGAAGACAAGGGUCUUUCAUGACAGGCGGACAGUUUUGGCAGCUUUUUUGUCCAGCUGAAAGUGGUCUUUUUGUUAGGAUACUGAGAGGGCAUGUGAGGAAAGAGAUUUUCCCAGAAUACAGCUGACCAGGCUUAAGUUUUAGCCCUAGGGACAACCUAGAGAUACGGACAAGGGGAAAGCCAACCACUAUCAGAAGUGGUUGAAGCCAUCCCUCCCGACAAACCAUGGGAGACAAGUCUGGGAGCAAAGUAGCUGCUGCAAAAAACCAGAUCCAUCUCCAGGUAGUGAAGGGGCUGGAGGAUGUGGAUGUGUGUGAGAGGGAGGGCUGCACGUUCGAGGUGACCCUCAACCUGUCCUACAUAGCGGGCACGUGGACCAAGGACGGGGUCAGGCUAAAAUCCAAGCCCAGCUGUCACAUCGCUACCCAUAAGAAUAAACACACUCUCACCUUCACCCGGGUCACCGUAGGAGACACUGGCCUGUUCUCCUUCCAGACUGACGGGAGCCAAAACUGGAUCCAAACCUCAGGCCAACUCACUGUCAUAGCCAGAGACAUACAGAUUGUGAAGGAGUUGGAAGAUGAGGAAGUGACUGAGAGGCAGAGUGUGACCUUCCUGUGUGAGGUCAACUGUGAGGACGUGGACGGGCGUUGGUACAGCGACAACUCCCGGAUCAAACCCGGAGACAACGUCAAGAUCGGGCACGAGGGUAAAACUCACACCAUGUGCUUCAAGUCUGUAAGGCCAGCAAAUGCUGGGGAGAUAAAAUUCACUGCAGACAGGGUCUCCUCCUAUGCAACUCUCACGGUAAAAGAGCUGCCUGUGCAGAUAGUGAAGCCUCUGAGAGUGAAGAUUGCUAUGUACAAACACAAAGGACUGCUGGAGUGCCAGGUGUCCAGGGCCAACGCCCUGGUCAGGUGGUUCAAGAACAGGAAUGAGAUCCAACCCAGCAAGAAGCACCAGAUUGUUAGCAACGAUGUCUACAGGCAGCUGCACAUUGAUGACGUGGCCUCGUCAGACGAGGACACCUACACCUGUGAUGCUGGCGAUGACAAGACCUCCUGCCAACUGCUAGUGGAGGAGCAGGCGAUCAGCAUAGUGCAGGGGCUAAGGUCUGUGGAGGUGACCGAGCCCAGGGAGGCCCUGUUCCAGGUUGUGACCAGCCUGAGGGCGGGGAGGCCCCCAAAGUGGACCCUGGAUGGAGAGGUCCUGAUGGAGGGGCCUGAACUGAGCAUAGACCGGCAGGGCACACUGCACACCCUCUGCUUCAUCAGCACGGACAGCUCUAUGACCGGCCCUGUGCAGUUCAAUGCCGGGAAGAGCCGCUCCACCGCACAGCUCACCGUUAAGGAGCGCCCUCUGAAAGUGGUCCAGCCCAUGCCAGACGUGGAGGCUAAAGAGAACAGCUCGGUCACACUGAGGUGUCAGUUUUCCCCCUCCCCCAGGGUGGUGCGCUGGUACAGGGGCCGCACUGCCCUGCAGACAUCCAGCAAGUACAGCAUGAGGACGGAGAAGAGCCAGGCAGAGCUGACCAUCCAGGGCCUCAAGGAGACCGAUACUGGCCAGUACAGCUGCAUGGCUGGAGGGUCAAAGAGCACAGCCAAGGUCACUGUGGAUGUGCGAAGGCUAAAGCUCGUACGGCACCUAGAGCACGUAAAGGUGGAAGAGGAUAGCAGCGCCACGUUCACAUGUGAACUCAACUACGUGGUAGCCAAUGUGCAGUGGCUUCUGAACGACAACCACCUCAACGCCAACACUGUUACCAGGAUUCAGAACAUGGGCACCAUUCACAGCCUCACCAUCAAAAAUCUCCGCCCACAGGAGAGCAGGGUGACCUUCAAGGCUGGCCUUCUCACAGAGUCCACCUCCCUCAAGGUCAAAGAAAAGCCAGCAGUGUUCCUCAGGUCUCUAGAAGACAUGUCAGGGGAGGAGGAGGGGAAGGUGUGUCUGCAGUGUGAGACCUCUAAGGAAACGGUCACCCCCGUCUGGAGGAAGGAUGGUACGGUCCUGGCCAGCAGUGACAAAUAUGAGAUGCUCAUGUUUGGGAAGUCCUUAACGCUCAUCAUCCAUAGUCUGAGUAAGGAUGAUGCAGGCCACUACAGCUGUGACCUGGGCACCAGCCAGACCAAGGCCAAGGUCACUGUACAUGACAUUCACAUCACCAUCGCCCAGCGUAUGAAGACCGUCUCUGUUCUGGAGGGCGAGAGCUGCAGUUUCGAGUGCAUCCUCUCUCACGAUGUCAUCGACGAGCCCUCCUGGACCCUGAACGGUCAACUUGUGAUCAGCAACAGCCGCAUCCAGAUCGUAAACAAGGGUCGCAAAUACAAGAUGACGAUCAGAGACGCAACUAUGACUGAAGCUGGGGAUGUAGUCUUCUUCAUCAAAGACCUCAGCUGCAGGACCAUGCUGUUUGUCAAAGAGAAGCCAGUGCAUGUGUUCAGGGACAUGAUGAGCGUUAAAGCCACCCCAGGGGAGGACGCUGAGCUGAGCUGUGAGAUUACCAAGCCUGAGGCCUUCAUCCGCUGGCUGAAGAACGGCCAUCAGAUCAGGCACAGUCCCCCCAAGUACAAGAUUAGUGUGGAGAAGCACCUGGUACGGUUGGUUAUCACGAACACCUGUAUCAGAGACUCUGGGGAGUACUGCUGUGAGGCUGACGGCAUUGCCACCCGGGCCAAGCUGGAGGUCAGAGAGCUGCAGCACACAUUUGCUCGGGAGCUGCGGGACACACGGGCCGAGGAGAAGAGCAAGGUGAUGCUGGAGUGCGAGACGAGACUGCCGGCCAAGCGGGUGACCUGGCUGAAGGGCAUGGCAGAGCUCCAGGCGGGAAGGAAGUAUGUGAUGAAGCAGAAGGGCGUGGUCCUCUACCUCACCAUCAGCUGCCUGGAGAAGGUUGACACCGACGUGUACACCUGCGAUGUUGGCACCAUGCAGAGCCGGGCGCUACUGACCGUGCAUGGUCAGAAGGUGUUGAUCAUGGACGAGCUGGAGGAUGUUGAGUGUCUGGAGAAUGACACGGUGAUAUUCAGGUGUCGUAUCUGUCCCAGCGAUUAUGUUGGGGUCAAGUGGUACCUGGAUGAGACCUUACUGUACACCAAUGAGCUGAAUGAGAUCCAAGUGAUCCCGGGGGGCUACCACAGCCUCACGUUCAAACAACUGGCUCGUAAAGACUCGGGCACCAUCUCCUUUGAGGCAGGCGACAAGAGGUCCUACGCCUCACUGCUUGUUAGAGAGAGACGUCCCACCAUCACCAAAGCAUUGGAGGACUGUGAGGCCAUUGAGGGAGGCGGUUUGGUGCUGGUGUGUAUCACCUCUAAGCCAUGCCACAUCCUGUGGUACAAAGAUGGCUGCCUAAUGUGGAUUUCCUCGAGGUACUACGUCAGUCGCUCAGGUAACGAGGCCAGGCUUACCAUCAGGGAGGUCAGUAACAGCGAUGCUGGGGUGUACGAGUGCAGCGCUGGAUCGGUCAGCACCAAGGCUGUCGUCACUGUAAAAGCCAUUCCAGCUGAGUUCACCCAGCCGCUGCAGAGCAUGGAGGUAAAGGAGGGGGAGGACGUGACCCUUUCCUGUGAGUUCUCCCUGCCGGGGGUUGCGUUCCACUGGAGGAGGGGCUUGGAGACCCUCAGAGCUGGAGAGAGGUACCUGAUGAAGCAGAAGAAGUCCUUCAUUUCUUUGACCAUCACUGGCCCGAAGCCUCAGGACUCAGGAGAUUACACCUGUCAGUGCCGAGACCACAGAACCACAGCCAGCCUCAAAGUCCACGCCAUCCCCAUCUCCUUCACACAACAGUUGAAAAAUGUUCAGGCUAAGGAGGGCAACAGUUUUACGUUGCGCUGUGAGCUUUCUAAACCAGGAGUCCCUGUAGAGUGGAGGAAAGGGGAGGAGCUGUUAAAGAAUGGAGUGAAGUUCCAGAUAAGGAAGAGAGAGACCAUAUCGGAGCUUCAGAUAUGGAAAACUGUGCCUGAAGACAGUGGAGUCUACAGCUGUGAGUGUGCAGACCAAAAGACCACAGCCACCGUCAAUAUCAGCGCACUGCCUGUUACCUUCAAACAAAAGCUGAGGAACGUGCAUGUUGAGGAGGGGAACAAUUUGGUGUUACACUGUGAGCUCUCUAAACCAGGAGUCCCUGUAGAAUGGAUGAGGGGAGGAGAGGAGCUGCUGAACAACGGAGAGAAGUUUCAGAUAAGACAGAGAGAGUUGGUGAAUGAACUGAAGAUAAUAGAUGCCAAACCUGAAGACAGCAAUAUCUACACCUGUGUUUGUGGCAGUGUGGAAACCACAGCCGGUGUUACAGUCACAGCAAUUCCCAUCACUUUCAAGCAAAAGCUGAGGAACCUGCAGACUGAGGAAGGGAACACCAUCUCGCUGCACUGUGAGCUGUCUAAAGCAGGGGUGCCAGUGGAGUGGAGGCUGGGAGGAGAGAGGAUACUCCAGAAUGGAGACAAAUACCAGAUCAAGCAGACAGACUCAGCACUGGAACUCCUCAUCAGGGAGGCUCUGCCAGAGGACAGUGGAGUCUACAGCUGUGUGUGUCGAGACAAGAAGACCAAGGCCACUGUCAAAGUCAUUGCUGUACCUGCCACCUUCAAAGUGGGUCUGAGGAACCAGGAGGCCCCAGAGGAGGGCAGCAUAACCCUGCACUGUGAGCUGUCUAAGGCUGGGGUCUCAGUGGAGUGGUGGAGGGGGGAGACAGAACUGUCCCAAGACCUGUCUGGAGGAAAGUACCAGAUGAAACUGGAUGGGAAAAUAGCUGAGAUGACCAUUACCAAUGUGCAACCGGAGGACAUAGGGAAGUACAGCUGUGUCACUGGAGACCAGAAGACCACCGCUGAAGUUAAAGUGCAGGCUCUCCCUGUAAUGUUCACACAAGAGGUCCAGAACGUGGUGAUCAAAGAGGGGGACAGUGGGGAGUUCUGGUGUGAGCUCUCCAAGCCUGGUGACCCAGUGGACUGGAGGAGGGGCAGAGUCAUCCUGAAGUCUGGAGACAAAUAUGAGAUGAAGCAAGAGGGACGUAUCACUAAACUGCUCAUCCAUAACGUGGAGGAGAGGGAUGCUGGGAAAUACACCUGUAAGAGUAGAGAUGCCAAGUCAACUGCUGAACUGACCGUGAUGGGCCUACCCCCCACUUUCAAAGAACAGCUGAGGAACAUGGAAGUUGAGGAGGGUAAGACUGUGACGCUACACUGUGAACUGUCUAAAGCAGCAGCCUCAGUUGAGUGGAAGAGGGGAGCAAAGCUGUUGAAGAAUGUAGGCAAGUACCAGAUGAGGAUGAAAGAUUUACUGGUGGAAUUGAAGAUUAUCGACGCAAAUCUGGAGGACAGUGGGGUUUACGCCUGUAUUUGUGGCGAACAAAAGACCACAGCAACUGUUACAAUAAAGGCUCGCCCUGUCACAUUUAUAGAAGAGUUGAGGAACGUUCAGGUUGAGGAGGGCAACACUGUGACGUUGUGCUGUGAGCUGUCUAAACCAGGGAUGUCAGUUGAAUGGAGGAGAGGAACAGCUCUCCUGCAGAACGGAGAGAAGUACCAGAUGAAGCAGAAAGAUGCAACGUUGGAGCUGAUCAUCAGGAAAACCUUACCUGAGGACAGUGGAGUCUACAGCUGCGUGUUGGAAGACCAGCAAACCUUUGCCACCAUCAUUAUCACUGCCAUCCCAGUCACUUUCAAACAGAAGUUGAAAAACCAAGAGGCUCUAGAAGAGGGCAGCGUGACGUUGCGCUGUGAGCUGUCUAAACCAGGGGUCCCUGUGGUGUGGCUGAAGGGAGAGGAGCUGCUGAGGGAAGGGGAGAGGCACCAGAUGAAGCAGGAGGGCAGGACCGUGGAGAUGGUCAUCAGGAAUGUGGUCCUUCAGGAUGCUGGGGAGUACAGCUGUGUCACAGCCUGCAACGUCAAGACAGCAGCUGAUAUCAAAGUUAGGGCUCUCCCAGUAAUGUUCACACAAGAGGUCCAGAACGUGGUGAUCAAAGAGGGGGACAGUGGGGAGUUCUGGUGUGAGCUCUCCAAGCCUGGUGACCCAGUGGACUGGAGGAGGGGCAGAGUCAUCCUGAAGUCUGGAGACAAAUAUGAGAUGAAGCAAGAGGGACGUAUCACUAAACUGCUCAUCCAUAACGUGGAGGAGAAGGAUGCUGGGAAAUACACCUGUAAGAGUAGAGAUGCCCAGUCAACUGCUGAACUGACCGUGACAGCUCCUCCCGUCACGUUCAAGGUGAAGUUGAAGAACCUGGAAGUUGAGGAGGAGAACAGUGUGACGUUAUUCUGUGAGCUCUCUAAACCAGGACUGACGGCAGAGUGGAGAAAAGGAGAGGAGCUGCUGAAGAACGGAGUAAAGUACCAGAUAAAGAAGAGAGAGGCAACAAUGAAACUGACAAUAAGGAAUGCAGUGCUUGAGGACACCGGAUUCUACAGCUGUGUUUACGCAGAAGCCAAAACUACCGCCACUGUCAACAUCACCCCCAUUCCUGUCACCUUCAAGAUGGGUCUUAAGAACCAGGAGGCCUCAGAGGGGGGCAUCGUGACCCUGCGCUGUGAGCUGUCUAAAGCUGGGGUCCCGGUGGAGUGGUGGAAAGGGGAGGAGGAGGUGAGCCCUGGAGGAAGGUACCAGAUGAAGCUGGAGGGAAAGAUAGCGGAGUUGCACAUUAAAAACAUCCAGCCAGAGGACGUGGGGGAGUACAGCUGUAUAUUCGGAGAUCAGAAAACCACUGCUGAAGUCAACGUGAGAGCUGCUGCCUCAGUGUUCUUUGAGAAGGAGCUAGAGAGCAAUGUGGUGAUGGAGGGGAAGUCCGUGGUCCUCUCCUGUGAGGUCUCCAGUGCCACUGUCCCCGUCACCUGGAAGAAGGAUGCCUGCCUGGUCACAGAUGGGGAGAGGUGCAUUGUAAAAAAGAAAGGUCCCGUUCACACCCUGGAGAUCAAGAAGCUGAGUCUGGCGGAUGCCGGGGAGUACAGCUGCAUCACUAGGGGAAAGAAGACCACAGCCAUGCUGGUUGUGAAAGAGCGUGUGAAAAUAUUGUCCGGACUGAAGGACAUGAAGAUCACAGCCGGGCAGGACGCAGUGUUUGUGUGUGAGCUGUCCCACGCCGAGGUGAGUGAAGGCGAGUGGUGGCUGGGCUCCAGCCCCCUGCAGAAGAAUGAAAUGAACCAGAUGAGCUUUGAGGGCCGCCAGCACCGCCUGGUAUUGACCAUGACCACCCCGGAGGAGACCGGGACCGUGGCCUUCGUGGUUGGGGAGGAGAGAACCUCUGCCCAACUGCUAGUUGUCCCCAAAUCCAAAGUACUCAUUGAGAAGAAGCCCCAGGACAUUGACAUCAUGGAAGGGGAGACGGCCACCUUAUCCUGUAUGACCUCUGACCUCACUACCCCUGUCACAUGGAGAAGGAACAACAUGCCCCUACUGAACAGAGACAAGUAUGAGACGCGUAAGAAGGGCAAGCUCAACCUCCUGCUCAUCCAUGAGACGGAACCAGAGGACUCUGGGAUAUACUCCUGUGACACUGGAGACAUGCAGAGCGAUGCCAAUCUGACUGUCAAUGAGCUACCACCGUACUUCGAGGAGGAGCUGCAGGCUGUGGAGGCUGAGGAGGGUGGCACAGCCUUUCUGUUUUGUGAGCUGUCUAAGCCCGGAAUCCCAGUCCAGUGGAGGAAGGGCCGGCUGCCUCUCCGGCCCAACAGGAAGUACCAGAUGAAGCAGGACGGCUGUGUGUUUCAGCUACACAUCCUGGAGCUGAAAAGGGAAGACAGCGGAAGCUACACAUGCCAGGCAGGUUGUGUGGAGACCACCGCCUCUGUGUCUGUGAAAGUUAAAGUACUCAUUGAGAAGAAGCCUCGGGACACCGUCAUCAUGGAAGGGGAGACAGCGACCUUAUCCUGUACGACCUCUGACCUCACUACCCCUGUCACAUGGAGACGCAACAACAUGCCCCUACUGAACGGAGACAAGUAUGAGAACCGUAAGGAGGGCAAGCUCAACCUGCUUCUCAUCCAGAAUGUGGACCCAGAUGACUCUGGGAUAUACUCCUGUGACACUGGAGACAUGCAGAGCAGCGCCAAUCUGACUGUCACAGAGCUGGCUCCAUACUUUGAAGAAGAGCUGCAGGCUGUGGAGGCUGAGGAAGGAGGCACGGCAUUCCUUUCCUGUAUGCUGUCUAAGCCUGGAGUCCCAGUCCAGUGGAGUAAGGGCCGGCUGCCUCUCAGGCCCAACAGGAAGUACCAGAUGAAGCAGGACGGCUGUGUGUUUCAGCUACACAUCCUGGAGCUGAAGUCCGAGGACAGUGGCAGCUACUCGUGCCAGGCAGGUUGUGUGGAGACCACCGCCUCUGUGUCUGUGAAAGUUAAAGUACUCAUUGAGAAGAAGCCCCGGGACACCGUCAUCAUGGAAGGGGAGACGGCGACCUUAUCCUGUACGACCUCUGACCUCACUACCCCUGUCACAUGGAGACGCAACAACAUGCCCCUACUGAACGGAGACAAGUAUGAGAACCGUAAGGAGGGCAAGCUCAACCUGCUUCUCAUCCACAAUGUGGACCCAGAUGACUCUGGGAUAUACUCCUGUGACACUGGAGACAUGCAGAGCAUCGCCACUCUGACUGUCACAGAGCUGGCUCCAUACUUUGAAGAAGAGCUGCAGGCUGUGGAGGCUGAGGAAGGAGGCACGGCAUUCCUUUCCUGUAAGCUGUCUAAGCCUGGAGUCCCAGUCCAGUGGAGGAAGGGCCGGCUGCCUCUCAGGCCCAACAGGAAGUACCAGAUGAAGCAGGACGGCUGUGUGUUUCAGCUACACAUCCUGGAGCUGAAGUCCGAGGACAGUGGCAGCUACUCGUGCCAGGCAGGUUGUGUGGAGACCACCGCCUCUGUGUCUGUGAAAGUUAAAGUACUCAUUGAGAAGAAGCCCCGGGACACCGUCAUCAUGGAAGGGGAGACGGCGACCUUAUCCUGUACGACCUCUGACCUCACUACCCCUGUCACAUGGAGACGCAACAACAUGCCCCUACUGAACGGAGACAAGUAUGAGAACCGUAAGGAGGGCAAGCUCAACCUGCUUCUCAUCCACAAUGUGGACCCAGAUGACUCUGGGAUAUACUCCUGUGACACUGGAGACAUGCAGAGCAGCGCCAAUCUGACUGUCACAGAGCUGGCUCCAUACUUUGAAGAAGAGCUGCAGGCUGUGGAGGCUGAGGAAGGAGGCACGGCAUUCCUUUCCUGUAUGCUGUCUAAGCCUGGAGUCCCAGUCCAGUGGAGUAAGGGCCGGCUGCCUCUCAGGCCCAACAGGAAGUACCAGAUGAAGCAGGACGGCUGUGUGUUUCAGCUACACAUCCUGGAGCUGAAGUCCGAGGACAGUGGCAGCUACUCGUGCCAGGCAGGUUGUGUGGAGACCACCGCCUCUGUGUCUGUGAAAGUUAAAGUACUCAUUGAGAAGAAGCCCCGGGACACCGUCAUCAUGGAAGGGGAGACGGUGACCUUAUCCUGUACGACCUCUGACCUCACUACCCCUGUCACAUGGAGACGCAACAACAAGCCCUUACUGAACGGAGACAAGUAUGAGAACCGUAAGGAGGGAAAGCUCAACCUGCUUCUCAUCCACAAUGUGGACCCAGAUGACUCUGGGAUAUACUCCUGUGACACUGGAGACAUGCAGAGCAGCGCCAAUCUGACUGUCACAGAGCUGGCUCCAUACUUUGAAGAAGAGCUGCAGGCUGUGGAGGCUGAGGAAGGAGGCACGGCAUUCCUUUCCUGUGAGCUGUCUAAGCCUGGAGUCCCAGUCCAGUGGAGUAAGGGCCGGCUGCCUCUCAGGCCCAACAGGAAGUACCAGAUGAAGCAGAACGGCUGUGUGUUUCAGCUACACAUCCUGGAGCUGAAGUCCGAGGACAGUGGCAGCUACUCGUGCCAGGCAGGUUGUGUGGAGACCACCGCCUCUGUGUCUGUGAAAGUUAAAGUACUCAUUGAGAAGAAGCCCCGGGACACCGUCAUCAUGGAAGGGGAGACGGCGACCUUAUCCUGCACGACCUCUGACCUCACUACCCCUGUCACAUGGAGACGCAACAACAAGCCCUUACUGAACGGAGACAAGUAUGAGAACCGUAAGGAGGGCAAGCUCAACCUGCUUCUCAUCCACAAUGUGGACCCAGAUGACUCUGGGAUAUACUCCUGUGACACUGGAGACAUGCAGAGCAGCGCCAAUCUGACUGUCACAGAGGUGCCUCCAUACUUUGAGGAGGAGCUGCAUGCUGUGGAGGCUGAGGAAGGGGAAAUGGCCUUCCUGUCCUGUGAGCUGUCUAAACCUGGAGUCCCAGUCCAGUGGAGGAAGGGCCGGCUGCCUCUCAGGCCCAACAAUAAGUACCAGAUGAAGCAGGACGGCUGUGUGUUUCAGCUACACAUCCUGGAGCUGAAGCCUGAUGACAGUGGCAGCUACACGUGCCAGGCAGAUGGUGUGGAGACCACCGCCUCUGUGUCUGUGAAAGUUAAAGUACUCAUUGAGAAGAAGCCUCGGGACACCGUCAUCAUGGAAGGAGAGACUGCCACCUUAUCCUGUACGACCUCUGACCUCACUACCCCUGUCACAUGGAGACGCAACAACAAGCCCUUACUGAACGGAGACAAGUAUGAGAACCGUAAGGAGGGCAAGCUCAACCUGCUUCUCAUCCACAAUGUGGACCCUGAUGACUCUGGGAUAUACUCCUGUGAUACUGGAGACAUGCAGAGCAGCGUCAAUCUGACUGUCACAGAGCUGCCUCCAUACUUUGAAGAAGAGCUGCAGGCUGUGGAGGCUGAGGAAGGGGGCACAGCCUGCCUGUCCUGUGAACUGUCUAAGCCUGGAGUCCCAGUCCAGUGGAGGAAGGGCCGGCUGCCUCUCAGGCCCAACAGGAAGUACCAGAUUAAGCAGGACGACUGUGUGUUUCAGCUACACAUCCUGGAGCUGAAGCCCGAGGAUAGUGGCAGCUACACGUGCCAGGCAGGUUGUGUGGAGACCACAGCCUCUGUGGCAGUAAAGCCUCCCCCAGCGAAGAUAGAACCUCCCAAGACAAUGCCUCCCACGAAGGCUGCCUCUCCCACGCCUCCACCAGGGCCAAAGAAUCGGGGCAUGAUCCGGGCAUCCAUUGUGGGGUCAGAGAAAGACCUGGAGCCUGAGGCAGAGACAGUGGUAGACCUACAUAAUAAACAGUUAUUAAGGUCUAUGGGUAAGGAGAAUAAGGUAGAACAGCAGGAGAAACAGCAAGUGAAAAAACCAGUAAGGGCUAUGGUGAGGGACACAGACGAAAAAAAUCCAUUGAAGUCUAUGGUGAAGGAGAUUGAAGUAGACCACAUGAUGAAACAGCCAGUGCCCCCAGCGAGACAAGCGUCUAUAGUGUCGGAUGAUGCGGUAUACGAGGUGAGGAAACAGCCAGUUCCACCAGCGAGACGAGCAUCUUUAAUGUCAGAGGCUGAGGUAGACGAGGUGAGGAAACUGCCAGUUCCACCAGUGAGACAAGCAUCUUUAAUGUCAGAUGCUGAGGUAGACGAGGUGAGGAAGCAGCCAGUUCCACCAGUGAGACAAGCAUCUAUAAUGUCAGAUGCUGGGGUAAACGAGGUGAGGAAGCAGCCAGUUCCACCAGUGAGACAAGCAUCUUUAAUGUCAGAUGCUGAGGUAGAUAAGGUGAGGAAGCAGCCAGUUCCACCAGUGCGACAAGCAUCUAUAAUGUCAGAUGCUGGGGUAGACGAGGUGAGGAAACAGCCAGUUCCACCAGAGAGACGAGCAUCUGUAUUGUCAGAUGCUGGGAUAGACCAAGUGGUGAAACAACCAGUUCCGCCAGCGAGGCGAGCAUCUGUAGUUUCAGUUUCAGAUGCUGGGGUAGAAGAGGUGAGGAAACAACCAGUUCCACCAGAGAGACGAGCAUCUGUAUUGUCAGAUGCUGGGAUAGACCAAGUGGUGAAACAACCAGUUCCGCCAGUGAGACGAGCAUCUGUAUUGUCAGAUACUGGGAUAGACCAAGUGGUGAAACAACCAGUUCCGCCAGUGAGACGAGCAUCUAUCGUGUCGGAUGUUGGGGUAGAUGAGGUGAGGAAACAGCCAGUUCCGCCAGCGAGGCGAGCAUCUGUAGUUUCAGUUUCAGAUGCUGGUGUAGAACAGGUGAGGAAACAGCCAGUCCCACCAGAGAGACGAGCAUCUGUAUUGUCAGAUGCUGGGAUAGACCAAGUGGUGAAACAACUAGUUCCGCCAGUGAGACGAGCAUCUAUAGUGUCGGAUGUUGGGGUAGAUGAGGUGAGGAAACAGCCAGUUCCGCCAGUGAGGCGAGCAUCUGUAGUUUCAGUUUCAGAUGCUGGGGUAGAAGAGGUGAGGAAACAACCAGUUCCGCCAGCGAGACGAGCAUCUGUAGUGUCGGAUGCUGGGAUAGAGCAAGUGGUGAAACAGCCAGUACCACCAGCGAGACAAGCAUCUGUCAUGUCGGAUGCUGGGAUAGAGGAAGUCGUGAAACAGCCAGUUCCACAAACGAGGCAAGCAUAUGUAGUGUCGGAUUCUGGGAUAGAGGAAGUCGUGAAACAGCCAGUUCAACCAGCGAGACGAGCAUCUGUAGUGUCGGAUGUUGGUGUAGAUGAGAUGAGGAAACGUCCAGUUCCAGCAGCGAGGCGAGGAUCUGUAGUUUCAGUUUCGGAUACUGGGGUAGACGAGGUGAAGAAACAGCCAGUUCCACCAGUGAGACAAGCAUCUAUAAUGUCAGAUGCUGGGAUAGACGAGGUGAGGAAACAGCCAGUUCCCCAAGCGAGAAGAGCGUCUGUAGUGUUGGAUGCUGGUAUAGACCAAGUGGUGAAACAGCCAGUGCCACCAGUGAGACGAUCAUCUAUAGUGUCCAAUGAUGGGGUAGAACAGAUGGUUAGAUCUGUUAGAUCUAAAAAGAAGAUAGAUAUAGAAAUAGGCCAUCAAGAGAAACAUCCAGUGAAGUCUAUGGUGAAGGAGACAGAGAUAGAACAGAGGGAUAAACAGCCAGCAAGGUCUACAGUGCAGGAGACUGAAAAACCCAAGAUGGUGGAGGAUGAUAACCAACUCCAUAUCUCAGAGGAUGAGUCCUUUACCGAGGCCCCCACCCAGGUAACAGUCAACCAGAAGACCAGCAAGCCUGUAGUCGCUGUUGCUGGAGUUCCCAAGGGGCUACAGGUGACUCAGCAAGUUGACGAAAUUGCACUUGACAGUGUCGAGGACGAACAUGAGAUGUUGGAAGCUGCCAUCAAGAUCCAGGCAGCUUUCAAGGGAUACAAGACCCGCAAAGACAUGCGGCCCGUCUUCAAGCAGGUGUUUAAGAACCAGAAUGUUGAGACCAAUGGUACCAUCCAGCUGGAAUGUAAGGUGGAAGGGAAGCUCAACGCAGUACGUUGGCUGAAGAACAGCCAGGAGGUCAUAGGAGACCAACGCCACCGCAUGAACACCUCAGAGGAUGGCGUCUGCACACUGGUGAUCAUCAACAUGUCAGCCAUAGACACUGGGGUCUAUACCUGUGAGGUGGUCAACACGUUUGGUGUGUCCUCAUAUAAUGGUAACAUUACUGUGGGUGAACCUCAAAAGCCUCCAUCAUCUACCCAGAGGCCCGCAGACCCAGCCCAGCCCUCCACCCCUUCUGUGCACCCAGUCCUCGCCUCCAUUGGCCCUCUCCAGCCAGCCCAGACCUCCACCCUUGGGAAGGAGACUGUGGAUUCUGUGGAGUGUGAGGGGAUCUCCCUGUGGCAGGCCUACAAUCUGACCGAGGAGGAUCCCUGCAUGACCUUGCAGGAGAGGAGGAGGGCCUCCCUUAUCGCCGCCAGCUCUAUGUCUAGUCCCUCUGACUACGACACAGCUCCAGAUUUCAUAGAGCCUGCUGACAUAAUCCCCAAAGAUCACCCCAGGGAAAAGGAAGCCAUUAAGUCAGAGGACCAGUUAUCCAAUAAGGAGGAUAAAGAACAGAAAGUCACGCCUCAACCACCGAGGCAUUUGAAGGUCAAAGUACCUGAUGCCAUGUUGAGGACUCCAUCCCCCAAACACUAUCAUUCCCACACACCUGCUGCUCUUACAGGCUCUGGCUCGGAGUCAGAUUGUGACGAGGAUAGAAUAGAGACAUUUGAUAUAUACGUGGCCAGAGCUAACUGCAGUCCUCAACAAGGUGGCAACAAGGAGAGCUUUGUGUUGAAGGAGGGUCAGUACGUGGAGGUCUUGGACUCUGUCCACCCGGAGAAGUGGCUGGUCCGCACCAAGCCCUCCAAGACCACCUCCUCACGCCAAGGAUGGGUCUCUCCUGCAUACCUGGAGAAAAAGAGAAAGGAGACAUUCCCACAAAUGAGGACACCACAACAGGAGCUGGAUGUACCAGGGUCUACAGGGGAGAACUACAGGAGAACACUAAGCCAAUUAAUCCAGGGGCUGAUUGAUGGGGAGGAAGAGUUUGUGAAGGAGAUGAAGGAAUUCAUGUCCCACCACCUGCACCACUUAGACACCAGCCCUCAUGUCCCUAUCAACAUCAUCAACCAGAAAGAAACCAUCUUCCGCAAUAUAAAGGACAUCGUGGCUUUACACGAGAGAUCUAUUCUGCCCAGUCUGAGUGAGUGUUCUACUGACGAUGACGUGGCCAUGCAUCUGGUCAAACAUGCAGUGGACUUUGAGAAGUAUCUGCAGUACAUGGUGGGCCAAUCACAGGCAGAGGCCUGUGUCACUGACAAGACCAUCCAGCAGAACUUCAAGCAAAACACGGAAACAGAGCCUGAGCACCCCCCCUUAACUGCAGUCCUGGAUGUCAUCACCUUCUUACAGAGACCAGUGGAGAGGAUUCAGACCUACCAGGCCUUGCUUAAGGAACUGAUCAAGAACAAGGCUAAGUGUGCGAAAAGCUGCCUUCUACUGGAGGAUGCCUUCUCCAUGGUGUCCUGUCUGCCCUGGCGCUCUGACAACCUACACCAGGUGUCUCUGAUUGAGAACUACCCUGCCCCACUCACUGCACUAGGAGAACCUGUCCGCCAGGGUCCUUUCACUGUGUGGGAGGAGUCUCCCGAGAUCAAGACGUCCUCCAGGGGCCACCAGAGGCAGGUGUUCCUCUUCAAGGAAUGUGUCUUGCUAUGUAAGCUCAAGAGAGACCCUGGCAUGAACUCUGACACCUACGCCUUCAAGAACAAGAUGAAGCUGAAUGAUGUGGAGGUGAAGGAGACGGUGGGGGGAGAUGAGAAGUCCUGGGGGCUGUGGCACGAGCACCGGGGCUCAGUGAGGAGGUACACACUGCAGGGUCGCUCCGCCCUGCUCAAGCUGUCCUGGCUCAAAGACCUGAGAGAGCUGCAGCAACGCUCCAGCCUGACUGCCAGCAGUCCACCAGAGUUUGAAGUUCUCCUGGAUGGCUGCACCACGAAGAUCGGGCAGACAAUCAAACUGGCCUGCAAAGUCACAGGAACACCCAAACCAGUGGUCAGCUGGUUCCAAGAUGGCCUGGCCCUAGAGGAUGGCCCCCACCACAUCAUCACUGCAGACCGGGCAGGCACCUGCUGUCUCAUCAUGGAUGGGGUCACUCCUGAGGACUCUGGACAGUACUUGUGCUAUGCUUCCAGCUCUGUGGGCCAUGCUAGCACACUGGCCAAGAUAGUGGUGGAUGCACCCCCCAGAUUCAUUACCAGGCUGCAGAGUGCAUGUCUGCUGGAGGGAGAGGACAUCAAGUUUAGCUGUUCCACACACAGUACUCCUUUACCCCGAGUCAGUUGGUUUAAGGAUGGCAAAGAGCUGACAGACCAGAGGAAGUACCACAUAGAGAGUGAUGCCCGCAGUGGGAUCCUCACGCUCACCAUCAUGAACCCUGGAGAGACAGACCUGGGACAGUAUAAGUGUGAGCUGUGGAACAAGUUGGGCAGUGCCAAGAGUGAGGCAGAGAUGUGCUCCGCCUUUGCACAAGUGAUGGACAGUGAGCCUGACCAACCACAGGCCAUCUUGAUCCAAGACUCCGACUCAGAGGGCUGGUCCACUGCCAUGGUGAAGCAAUGGCUGCAGACAGACUUCCACCCCACCUCUGUUGUCAAAAUGCUGUUCCAGCCUGGAUACCCUCAGCCAGCCGAGGGUAGCCAAGAGGAAAGGGACCCUACCGCCAGAGGACACGUGGCGGCUCCACAGUUCCCCACUGAGCUUGAGGAGAGACCUGAGGUUGAGGAGGAACUUUAUGUUCCUGAGGCCAUAGAGGAAAUGCCAACAGCUCCUCCCUCCAUCCAGGUGCCGGUUGAGGACCUGUGUGUGGAGCCUGGUCAAUCAGCUACCUUCACCAUCAUCAUCACAGGAAGGCCCACCCCCGAGAUUCAGUGGUACAAGGAUGGAGAGGAGCUGUUGGCCAAUGAGAAUGUGGAGGUUGUCCAGAAUGGUGCCCGCUGCUCUCUGACUGUGCUGUGCCCGGAGAGCGAGGAUGGUGGCAUCUACACCUGCUGGGCCUAUAACGACUUAGGACACACCUCCUGUCAGGCUCAGCUGACAGUGGAGGAGGGUCCACUGGAGUCGCAGGAGAGAGAGGUGGAGCUUGGGAAGAGGAGGAAGCUGCUGUCUGUGUAUGACGUCCAUGAGGAGAUUGGGAGAGGCACGUAUGGGGUGGUAAAGCGGGUUACCCACAGGAGGACGGGUGAGGGCUUUGCCGCCAAGUUCGUGCCCCUGAGGAGCAGUACGAGGACCAGGGCGUUCCAAGAGAGGGACCUGCUCUCCCGGCUGGCCCACCCCAGGGUGGCCUGUCUGCUGGACUUCUUCUCUACACGGAGGACCCUGGUCCUGGUCACUGAAGUCUGCUCUUCUCAUGGUCUUCUUGAUCAUCUGCUGUCAAAGGGAUCAGUCAGUGAGAGAGAGGUGCAGAUGUACAUUCAGCAAAUCCUGGAGGGAGUUGGUCACAUCCACAGCAUGAACAUCCUACAUCUGGACAUCAAACCGGACAAUAUCCUGAUGGUGUUUCCACCCAGAGAGGAGAUCAAGAUCUGUGACUUUGGCUUCUGUCAGGAGAUAGACACUUCCAGACACCAGUACAGCAAGUUUGGCACUCCUGAGUUUGUAGCCCCUGAGAUCAUACAUCAAGACCCUGUCACUAUAGCAAGUGAUAUCUGGUCCAUUGGUGUUGUGGCCUAUUUAUGUCUGAUGUGCCGCUGUCCGUUCAUGGGGGAGACGGACCGGGCCACUCUGCUGAGGGUGGGGGAGGGGACACUGAACUGGGACGCACCUGACCUCACCUACAGGAGCACCGGUGCCCAGGGCUUCCUCCGCACGGUCCUGCAGCCAGACCCAGAAAAGCGACCAACUGCAUUUGAGUGUCUGGGGCACGAAUGGUUCCAGAGUGAACAUGAGGAUGAGACUGAUGAUAUCAAUACAAGGGCUCUGAAAGUCUUCAUCUCAAGGAGAAAAUGGCAGCGUUCUCUGACCUGCCUGGGCUCGGUGCUAAUCUUGAAGCCCAUCCCAGAGCUGCUGGAUGCCCCUCUUCGGGAGACCUCCAUCACAGCCCCCCGAGACCCCCAUGAUCCCAGCAGCACCUCCAUGAGCAGCGGCUCUUCCUCUGAAUACGACGAGGCCGACUCCUGGGACUUCUUCCACCACUGCACCACAGCCGACGAGGAUGAAGACGACGAGGAGGAAGAAUUUGAGCCCCUCAUGGAGAGAGCCAGGAUCCCUGAGCCCUUUGCCAAACUGAAAUUGGAGGAAGAGCAGGAGGAGGGGACCAUGGAGGAGGAGGACGAGGAGGAGGAGGAGGAGGAGGAGAUGGGAGGACAGAGGAGCGUGCUGGAGAGGAGCCUAAGCAGGCAGUCUAUAGGGUCGUCGGACGCCUCACAGCAGCCGACCCCCCAGAGGGAAAGGAGGGUCAGCCGAGAAAGCAGCCCGUCCCUAUACCUCUCCGAGGGGGAUGAUGGCUCCGCGUCUGGGAGUGAAGGAGGCCGCAUCGCCAGGAGCAGCCUGAUCCGCAGCACUUUCUACAACAACUCCACGCAGCUCUCGCCCAUGUCCGCUCGCCACAUGACUCUCAGGGACAAGUUCCAGGCCAAGAAGCAGGAGAGGGGCCGCAAGCCGCUCCGCAGAAGCCUCUCUAGCCGCCUCAACGAGCCUCUCAUUGAGUAUGUGGAGGACGAAGGCGAGACCAAUCAUGGGCAAAGGCGAGGGUCUUUGCAGUCGUCCAUGCUCAAGUCCUGCUCCUUUGACAGCGGGGUCAGCCUCUCGCACAAUGCACCACCACAGAGGAGGAGCAGGUCGUUGGACGAGUACUCCCGACGCUCACCAGGAUCCGCCAAACACAGAGAAGAGGAGAGUGCUUUGAAUCUUAAGGAGGAUUUCACUGACGAGGAGGAAGAGGAGAAGAGCUUGGACGUUCCCCCUCUCCAAGUGAGAGGUAGAAGAGGUUCAGUGGCAGUGGCUCCCAAACAGCUUACGGCCAGGCUUCAGAAACUGUGUGCAAAAUCGCCCCAUGCUGGUCCAGAGAAGAGCCUCAGGCCAGAGGAGGAGGCGGGGAACCUGGCUGGCUCUCAGUACUCCCUGGCUGAGUCCCUCAUCCUGGAGCAUGGCUCUGAGGGCUCCAGCAGGCUGAGCUCUUGUGAGGAGCUGCCCCACGGCUGCCCUGCAGCCACACAAAGAGGGAGAGCAGGGGAUGAGUAUGAUGACCAGGAGGAGCCCCUGAUCACCACAUCCCCCUGCUCCCUGCUCCAGGGGUCUGAGGCUGUGGAAGCUGAUAAGGAGCCACAGCGCCGGAGUGGCCAACUUCAGAUCCCACCGAGAAGGACAACCCACCCCAACCAGAACUCAACGGACAGAAAUAAUGGUAAGGUAGAGAAGACGGUCCGGCCGGUGAAACCCAGCCCCAGCCUGUCCUUUAAGGCCCCAGAGAGACCCUCGAGGGCCAGCGACACAGAGGCACGUCUCCAGAGGCAUGCGUCCACCCCGGCCCUUCAGGCCAAACCGCCCACGGGGAAGUCUCCCAGGAUGUCACCAAAGGUUGGGUUCAUGAAUCUGUUACGUAGGCAGUCCUGGGCGGGGCAUUCCUACUCACAACUGGAGGGCAUGGAGCAGGGACCCACGCUAGGGGAAUUGGAGCCCAAAUCCCCCACCAUGUCACUCAGGAAAAAGAUGAGGGCAUCAGCCUCUAGCCUCACCAAGCUGUUCACUAAAUCGUCCAGCAAGGAGGACUUAACGAAGGGAGGGCCGAUUGUAAAGGGUUCAUCUCCUGCUCCACCUGAGCAAAAGGCGAGCGCUGGCUUGGAGAGUGCUAAAAAGAAGUCCAAAUUAUUUUCAUUUAAAAUACCUAAAAUACCUGCAUUCAAGAAGAACAAAGAGAUGCCCAUCCACCUGACCAGGCCUGAUGUGCACCAGUUGGAGGCAGGUGGAUUUCUGCUGGUAUGGAGACCGGUGCAGUCCAGCGACCCAGUGGUUUACUGUGUUCAGUACAGCACAGACGGUCGGGAGUGGAAGCUACUGUGCGAGGAGGUGACAGACAGUUGCUACGUAGUGAAGGACUUACUCAGAGGAGCAGGAUACAUAUUCCGGGUGGGCUGCAUCACCAAGAAGGGGGCAGGACCUUUCAGUGACCCUUCACCACCUGUUGUUAUGGCAAUCCAUCCUAAAGAGACCCACAUUCCCCUCAUCCAGACAGAGUACCCAGGAUCAAAGGGCAGUGGAUCAAGAGGUCAACCUAGCCACAAGACCUACAGCUUCCUCGCAGAGAUCAACAGGGGUCGUUUCAGCGUGGUGACCCAGUGUCAGGACAGCCAGAGCCAGCAGCUGUUUGCUGCCAAGAUCACCCCCCUCAGGCCAGAAAAGAGAGCUCUGGUGCUCAGGGAGUACCAGCUGCUUAAGAAGCUCAACCACCCCCACCUGGUGCAGCUGCACACGGCCUACAUUACCCCCCACUACCUGGUGCUCAUCCAGGAGCUGUGUGCUGGCAGAGAGCUGCUCUACAACCUGACUGAGAGAGAUCUUUAUGCUGAACUCCAUGUGGCAGAGCUGCUGGCCCAGAUCCUGAGUGCUGUGGACUACCUGCACAGCCGCCGCGUCGUCCACCUGGACCUCAAGUCGGACAACAUGCUGGUGACGGACCGCAACGUGCUGAAGAUUGUAGACCUGGGCUCUGCUCAGUCCUUCACACCCGGACAGACACUUAACAUAGAGGACAUUCUGGGACAAGAGAAAGAGACUCCAUCGUGUGCCUCUCCACAGACAACGGGCAGAAACAGAAUGGCAGAUGGUGUUUACAUUGUCCUUCCUAAAGCUCCAGAAAUCCUCGACGGACAAGGAGUCGGACCUGAGACCGACAUCUGGGCUAUUGGGGUUUUGGCUUUUAUAAUGUUGAGUGCAGAUAGCCCGUUCCAUUCAGACCUCAACUGGGAGAGGGACAGAAACAUCCGGAAGGGGAAGAUCCAGUUUGGCCGCUGCUACCCUGGCUUGUCAGAGGGAGCAAUCAACUUCAUAAAGAACACACUGAGCAUCAAGGCCUGGGAGAGACCCUCGGCGGCGGAGUGCCUCCAGAACCCGUGGGUACGGGGCGAGCGGGCCCCCUCCAAACACACGGACUCCAUCUUGUGUUUCUCCACUGACAAGCUGCAGUCUUUCCUCAAGGAGAGAGAGGUGAAACGAGACCAGGUCCGCACCAAGCUGCAAGGCCCGUUCUUCCAAUAAUUACACUUCUCUCUAAUGUUUAGAGUAGGGCUGUAAGGACUUACACAUUAACUGGCGCUGGGUGAUGUCUCUUCAUAGCCCAGAUCCUGAUCACAAAUAUGUGAUGUCUUGCAAAUGUUGACCUAAAAUGGAGAACGGUCAAAUGUGUGCGUAUCAAUGGCUGCCUGGAGUUUUGUUAAAAGUUUGCCUGAAUGACUUGGACUUUGGCUUUGGUUGAAUUACAGCGCCAUGAUAUCAGGGAAAUGUUUAGUUAAAUGCUUUAUGCAAAUACUGUUGCAUGAGUUUGAAAACAUGAUGAUAUUGAUGUGUAAAAUGCAUCAUCCCUUUGAGUUUGCAGCAUUGGACACUAAACACAUUUUACAUUUACAUUUUAGUCAUUUAGCAGACGCUCUUAUCCAGAGCAACUUACAGUUAGACGUUUGUAAUAACAAAGGCUGUUGCAUCUAGCCAUUCAGAAAAUGUUUGUGUUUUUUUGUGAAUCUUAACAAUAUGUUUGUGGUUCAUUAGCCAAAGGGAAAGAUCAGAGGAUUCAUGUGCCCAAAGCAUAGCAAGGGCCCCUACCAGUAUACAGCUUUGUCUCACAAAGGCAGGAACAUUGAAAUAUUUAUAUAUAAAUAUAGAUAGAUAUUUACACUAUUGCAAUGUUUUCAACUCUUAUUGUUAUGUAUAAAUGCAGAAAUAGAUUAUAUCAAUGGAGAAUAACAUCAUGAGUAAAUUAAGCAUAUUUUUGAUGAUCCUUUAUUUGAUUUCAUGGAGUAUACCUUGUGACAGGUGAUGGAUGUACUGAAAGGCUAAUUAAACAGUAUGUUAGUGGUAA
Messenger RNA from Salmo salar (Atlantic salmon), 21523 nucleotides. The record is from RefSeq and is a predicted model, not a curated record. Lineage: Eukaryota; Metazoa; Chordata; Actinopteri; Salmoniformes; Salmonidae.